AUGGAUCUUUUGAGACAAAGCUUCCUGGAGGCUUCCCUGGUCUCCUGGAACUCGGCGAUGAACGCCUACGAAAAGGCCGAGAAGUGGGAAGAUGCCCUAGUGCAGGUGGAGAAGAUGCGUGCCUUGCGCGUGGAGCCGGACGUGAUCACUCUCAAUACAGCGAUAAGUUCCUGCGAGAAGGGGGCAUGCUGGGAAGCAGGGCUUGCUCUUCUUGGCUCCAUGGCAGAGUCGGACGUCGUCCCGGACGUCAUCUCCUUCAAUGCAGCCAUAAGUGCCUGCGAAAAGUGUGGGCAGUGGCAAGAAGGCGUCGCGGUGCUUUCGUCUAUGGCCAGCUAUCGUCUCACCUCCGACGUGAUCUCCUUCAAUGCAGCCAUCAGUGCCUGUGAGAAAGCAGCCAGGUGGCAGGAGGCUCUUCAACUGCUGGAUGCCAUGGCGGUGACGGAGCUGCACCCGGACGUCGUGUCUUUCGGUGCAGCCAUCAGCGCUCUGGAGAAAGGCGGCCACUGGCGUAUGGCGCUGGAGCUGCUAGCUCGGAUGCCGGAGUUUGGCAUCUUGCCCAACAUCUUCGCCUUCAACUCUGCGAUGAGCGCUUGCGCGGUUCAGGUGCAGUGGCAGCAGACUCUGCGGCUCUUCGCGCAGCUCCCGAUCAAUUCCGUGCAACCUCAGGGCAUCACCUACAAUGCAGCUAUUACUGCGUGCGAGAAGGGUGGCCAAUGGCAACGAGCUCUGUUGCUGCUUGCAGAAGAGGGCAGCGCAGGACUUCAGCGUGACGUCGUAGCGUACAACGCAGCCAUCAGCUCGUGCGAGAAGUGUGGCCAAUGGCAUGUUGCCUUGGCCGUACUGGCGAAGAUGCUUGCCUCGACUGUUGCGCCGGACGUCAUUACCUAUGCGGCAGCGAUCAGCGCCUGCGAGAACGCGGAACAGUGGGAGGAGGCGCUGGUGCUCCUGGAGCAGCUGCAGAGCUUUCGACUCUCAGCGAACCUGAUCACGUACAGCGCGGCCAUCAGUGCAUGUGAGAAAGGUGUCAAAUGGCAGCUGGCCUUGGCACUUUUUCACCAGAUGCGCUCGCAGCGGCUGCUGCCUGACCUGAUUGUGUUCAAUGCCACCAUCCUGUCCUGCGCGAGUGCAGGGAUAUGGCAGCCCACGCUGGCCCUUCUCACGGAGCUGCGCCGGCAGAUGCUGCCUCCUGGUGUACAAUGCUUCAGUGCAAUCACAGGCGAGAGCGACGGGGCCAAAUGUCCAGCAUCUUCCCUCUGCCCCCUGCAGCAAGCCUGUUUGCAAAAUAAUCUGUCAGGUGCUUGUACGAAGGGGCGUCAGAUGGCACGUGCCUGUGAUGUGGCGGUGGCCGUCGAACAGACCUCUCUGCGCCUUCUGCGGGGCGUUUGGGCGCAGAAAAACUGGAACGGCAUGCAUCGCCUCCCAAGCCUUAUUAGGUCGUCGCAGGUCACAGUGUCGUGA
Molecule: messenger RNA, 1458 nt
Organism: Symbiodinium sp. CCMP2592
Lineage: Eukaryota; Dinophyceae; Suessiales; Symbiodiniaceae
Source: the annotation of a GenBank genome assembly